Messenger RNA from Cladophialophora bantiana CBS 173.52, 1215 nucleotides. RefSeq lists its product as uncharacterized. Gene Ontology annotation, biological process: regulation of transcription by RNA polymerase II. The coding region runs from base 1 to 1215 and encodes 404 amino acids. NCBI's taxonomy places the organism in Eukaryota, Fungi, Ascomycota, Eurotiomycetes, Chaetothyriales, Herpotrichiellaceae. The record is from RefSeq and is a predicted model, not a curated record. Gene Ontology annotation, cellular component: nucleus. The transcript has 3 exons.
AUGAAUACUUCAACAGACCAACCGUCCAUCCCAACUUCAUCAGCAGCAGGCCCUGACGAAGCCGACCGUUCUGUCACCGAGAUCUCCCGGCCAGCAACAGUGACAGAACUUGUGGGAGACGCCCGCUGCUUUCCAUGCAGGCGACAGGGCAGUAGAUGCCAUGUCGAGCAAGGCUCCAGGUCUUGUCUGCAGUGCUCUGUGGCCGACGGCUGUAUCUUUGAGCGCCUCAUCGUGAAGCAGGGCCACCUUCUCGACUUUGUGUGGUCGGAUCUGAUCGGGCAAACAUCUACCAUCAAGAAGCAACCGAGUUCUACUGCUUUGCCAGCCAAGGACUUUCUGGUCGAGCCAAAUUUUACUGUUCAACAAGGCAAGGAGCGCCUAAGCACACCCGCUCUCCCCAAUAUCCAUGAAAUCUUACCUCGUCCCCUUUCGCACAGCGGUACUGUUGUCCGUGCAAUGCUGCCAUGGGCCCGGCUGGACGGUGCUUUCGCUCAUGCCCGUCGACGUGGCUCCUUUACCGACUCUGCAAUCUCAAAUAGCUCAAAUUUACCUCAAUCCCAUGUCGAAACUAUGGCUGGGGAUCAAACAGAGAACGCGGCACGCGCGACAUCGCUCGAGGCUGGAGCGACAGGUGCUACAUCAGAAAUACCCGCCAGGGCGACAGCAGAAAGCGCCGUCACCGCUAGGCGCUUUUCGAGCAGAUCAAGAGACCUCGACUGCUCCGAGUGUGACUUCGUAGCUAAAACUCGCUCAGAUCUAAAAAAACAUUUGGCCCGACACAAACGGGAGCAUAAAUGCAUGUUCUCGGAAUGCCCUCAAUCUACCAGGGGCUUUGCUACUCGCAAUGACCUUGACAGACAUCUCAAAUCCGUUCACAAGAUUAAUAACAGGAAAGCCAGGGUCUACAGGUGCUUCGCCAAAGACUGUAACAAGGCGGGAAAGGAAUGGCCUAGACUAGACAAUUUCAAGCAACACCUUCAGAAGGUACAUGCAGUGGAGGAAACAAGCUCGUUGGUCCAACUGUCUAAUGAUUGGUACGAGGACCAGUUUGGCCAGCAAGAGGAGCAUGAUGCUCAAGCAGUUCCCAAAGAGGUUGAGCUUUCUACAUCACCGCUCCCUAACCCACCAACAUAUCGUCUCGUCUCGAUUGAAGAAGGGGAUUGGCGUGAUCGACUUUCAACGACUUUCUUCUCCGGGGCUACGAGGGCCGGCUAG